Molecule: messenger RNA, 1187 nt
Organism: Pisolithus orientalis
Lineage: Eukaryota; Fungi; Basidiomycota; Agaricomycetes; Boletales; Pisolithaceae
Exons: 2
Coding region: 1-903 (300 amino acids)
Source: RefSeq, a predicted model, not a curated record
AUGCCUGGUUCUAGGUCAUCUGGGUCAGGCAUGACUUCAGCAUCUGCUUCACCUGGCCUGAGUUGCCAUGUUUCUCCAAAUGUAGAUACCCUCAAUGUGAGCAAGUUGAAUGGUGACACUGGCCUGGGAGGGUUAGGUGGCAGUGUGGGCAUCAGUAGACCACUUUUUGAGCUGGUAGUCCUAGGGAAUCUGUCCAGUGCUGGACAGCUCUGGACAGCUCUGGCCAGCAAAAGUGAUUUACUGAUGGGAGACAGAUCCCCAAUGUUGACUCCAGAUCCGAUGAUGCAGCCUGCUGCAUAUGAAUUUGGGGAAGAUGGGGUCAUAAAUGUUGGUGUUCAUGGUGUUGGUGUGCACAGUGUGGGUGUGGUGGGGACAAGUAGGUCAGAGUUGAUGGGAGCUUUGGGUGGUGACAACAUUAUCUCUGGCAUGGGUCUUGGAGGAGGGGCAGGAAAUGGAAUCACAUUAGGUGGGAUCCAUAUUGGAGGUGUCCUAGGACAUGCCUAUGCAGGGACUUUUGAACAUCAUGCAUACCCUGGUCUGUAUCACCUGGAUUAUCUGUCCUCCCAGUUUCACUUGGAUGCCAGUCUUCCAUUUUUGGGUGUCAAUGGGGUGGACAGAGAAGAGAGUCCAGGAGCUGCUGCUACUGGCAGCGGUGCUGGAGCAGGAAAGGAAGGAGAGGGAAAUGGGGAGGCAGAUGUAGAUGAACACAGAAGCUCUAAACACUGCCACAUGAGCACUGACUCAUUGAGCAAACCACCUUCAUUGGUGGUUUCAUACUUGUCAUAUGCAGAGAGCAUGAUGUUGGUGUCUACUGCCCCAACCUCAGUGAUAUCUGGUCAUUCAAAGCCAGGCUUCGAAACCACAUGGCCAUGUGCAUUUGCAGUCAAUGUCCACACAGAGUAAAGUUCAGGCACAAGCAAUGUCAGUGGGUACACCCCAGUCUCAGGUCCAGAGACAGAAUUUUUCAAGGUCACACUCACAAGGACAUGGUCAUGGACAUUCCCAAUCUCUUUCUUUGCUCCCACAGUCAUCUUUGUUGGCAAAUGAACACAGUCACUCACACUCACUCUCCCAUUCUGGUAUCUCACAUUUUCAUCCACAGUCAUCCCUUGCAGCAGUACAUGGACCAUUGUCCUCUAGCUCACUUGGGUCUCACAUGCACCACAUUCCUCCACAUCCUUCACAAG